This is a messenger RNA of Haliotis rubra (blacklip abalone), 325 nucleotides long. RefSeq lists its product as uncharacterized. The coding region runs from base 14 to 325 and encodes 103 amino acids. The record is from RefSeq and is a predicted model, not a curated record. The transcript has 3 exons. Lineage: Eukaryota; Metazoa; Mollusca; Gastropoda; Lepetellida; Haliotidae.
CACGUUCUGCACGAUGUAUGCUUCUGUUGCUUUGGCCUAUCAUCAAGCUCUGGACGAUCUCCACAGGUUUAGGACCUACCAGGCCCCCGUCUCCCAAAAGUCUCUCCCAGUCCCUGAUCCUCGUUCUGGUGUCUUCACGAUCACCGUCAACCCCCUCUACACCCUGCCCGACCCCCUGACCUCCCUCCCCGUCCCUGCCUCCAGAGCCCGUCCUCAAGUUGUGGAGAUCGAUCUUGGUGAAGAAUCCAAGCAGCCCCAGUCGUGCUCGGCUGUCCUUGUGUCUUGUGUGAAGUACAUGUUCCAGAGUUUCUUCACACAGAGAUAG